This is a messenger RNA of Brettanomyces nanus, 1437 nucleotides long. RefSeq lists its product as uncharacterized. Gene Ontology annotation, molecular function: snoRNA binding. The transcript has a single exon. Gene Ontology annotation, biological process: rRNA processing. Gene Ontology annotation, cellular component: nucleolus; preribosome, small subunit precursor; cytoplasm. Bases 1 to 1437 code for a protein of 478 amino acids. Lineage: Eukaryota; Fungi; Ascomycota; Pichiomycetes; Pichiales; Pichiaceae. The record is from RefSeq and is a predicted model, not a curated record.
AUGGGAAAAAUCACGACAAAAGAGAUUCGUGACAAAGCACGUCAUUCACCUCUUUAUCGAGAAAUUACCACAGCAGAUGGUACUUUUAAGGCUAUUAAUGGAAAGACGAGGAAGACGGUGGUAUCCAAUGAGGAAGAUAAAGAAGUGACACUUGAUGCAUUAUCAUCCAGAAAGAUUCUUCAGUUGGCAAGAGAACAACAGGAGGAGGUUGAAAAGGAAGAAAAUAUAGUUGAAGCAGUUAGCAAACCUCGAUUCCGUUUUGUGGAAAGUGAGGAUGAAGAAGAAGUUAAUGAAGAUAAUGAAAUUACAGACGGAGAAGAAGAAGAAGAAGAAUAUGAGCAGGAAGAGUUUGUGGAUGAACAGGAUAUGAAAUUAUUUGAUUCCUACUUUAAUAAGGGAUCUGAAACGCAAUCCAAGGGUGAAGGAAUGGCAGGAAGUUUCAAUUUGGCAGAUAAAAUUAUGGAGAAGAUCCGUGAAAAGGAGGCUGGUAGUGGUGAGGCAGAAAAUGAUGCACAGGGUUUUUCACAAAGAGAAGAUCGAGUUUUCCUUCCUCCAAGAGUCAUCGAAGCGUAUGAAAAGGUGGGAGAGAGUCUAAGUGCGUGGAGACAUGGUAAGCUUCCUAAAUUAUUCAAGGUUCUACCGACGAUUAAAAAUUGGGAAGACAUCUUGUACGUUACAAAUCCGGAAAAGUGGACUCCUAAUGUGUUGUAUGAGGCCACCAAGUUGUUUGUGUCCAAUCUUCCUUCCAACAAAGCACAGAAAUUCGUUACUAUGGUUCUCUAUCCAAGGUUUAGGCAGGAUAUAGAGGACAGCGAAGAUCAUAAGUUAAACUAUCACAUAUACAUGUCUCUCAAAAAGUGUCUUUACAAGCCUGCUGCCUUCUUUAAGGGAUUCCUUUUCCCCUUGAUCGAGGAUCAAUGCACGGCCAGAGAGGCCAUGAUUGUGGCCUCCGUGUUAAAAAAAUGUUCCAUUCCAGUUCAACACUCUUCUGUGGCACUUUCGUGGUUAUUGGAACAGGAGUUUUCUCCUCAAUCCGCCGUGUUUAUUAGAGUGUUGAUUGAGAAGAAAUAUGCGCUUCCGUACCAAACUAUUGACGACUUAGUCUUUUACUUCAUGAAAUUCAGAGUCAUUACUGACCAGAAUAAGGACAAUAUUAUGUUGGAUGAAGAUGAGAAUGUCGACCUUUCAGAACAAAGGAGAAUUAGGGAGGCUCCACAAUUACCGUUGGUGUGGCAUAAGGCGCUUUUGGCUUUUGCUCAAAGGUAUAAAAAUGAUAUUACGGAUGACCAAAGAGAUUUUCUUAUGGAAGUGAUAAGACAGAGAGGUCACAAAGAGAUAGGACCGGAUACCAGAAGAGAAUUACUGGCGGGUAAAAAAAGAGCAGAAAAAGAGGCCUCCAAAGCACAUGAAGACGACGAUAUCAUGUCCUACUUCUGA